Messenger RNA from Talaromyces marneffei, 630 nucleotides. RefSeq lists its product as uncharacterized. The transcript has a single exon. The record is from RefSeq and is a predicted model, not a curated record. The coding region runs from base 1 to 630 and encodes 209 amino acids. NCBI's taxonomy places the organism in Eukaryota, Fungi, Ascomycota, Eurotiomycetes, Eurotiales, Trichocomaceae.
AUGCCGUCAGAUAAAUACGAAGAAGAGGAAAAGAGGAUCUCAGAGGCCUUAGAGAUACUUAGGAAAAAUCCGAAGCAAAAAAUGAAGCCUUUGGCGCGCCAAUUCGGUGUGGAUUACCAACGGCUCCGGCGACGCGUGUUAGGCGGCACUUCCCAACUAAACCGACAACCAGCGCAUAAGCGAUUGACGGACGAUCAAGAACGCGCUAUAAUUCUAUGGAUGAAUGAUCUAGAUGACAGAGGAAUCCCUCCAAGCGUCCGCAUGAUAAAGAAUUACGCCGAAAAAGUGCAUCAAAAUAUGCACCCCAGCGCGGAUAGUCUCCCUCAACUCGGAGAUCGCUGGGUCUAUCGCUUUCUUAAGCGACUAGGCAACGAAUACGUUAAAGUGAAGCAAAAGACUAUCGAUCCGAAACGGCAUAUUGCUGAGGACCCAGCUGUCAUACAGACCUGGUUUGACCGUCUAGAAAUCGCAAUACAAAACUAUAAGAUUACACCUUCUAAUAUUUGGAAUUUUGACGAAUCUAGCUUCCAAAUUGGACAAGGAGGAGAUGAAGAAGUUAUAACAAGAUAUCCAGAUGCUUUAAGAGAGAUUCCAAGCUCUUCUUCACGAGAAUUAGUCUCUACAAUCUAG